AAAAAAUGUUGAGAAGAGCUGCCACCAUCGCUUCCAAGUCAUUCCAAACAACUUCCUUCACCAAGCAAAAUAUUGCUGCUGGUUUCUUUACACAACAAAAUCAAAUCAGAAACUAUGCUCCUGCUCAAGUUCAAGUUGAAAAGGGUACCGUUGCUGUUAUUUUGAGUGGUUGUGGUUAUCUUGAUGGUAGCGAAAUUACCGAAGCUGUUAGUGUUAUGGUUCACUUGUCAAAGAAGGGAUACAAGCUUGCUUUCUUCGCUCCAGAUAUUAACCAAGAAGAAACUUAUGAUCACUUGACAAAGAAUGUUGAAAAGAAUGAAGUUAGAAACAUUCGUACUGAAGCUUCUAGAAUCACCAGACAAAACGUCCUCAGAUUGGACCAAUUCAGACCACAAGCUUUCGAAGCUCUCAUCAUUCCAGGAGGUUUUGGUGUUGCUAAGAAUUUGAGCAAUUAUGCCGAAAAUCCAACCAACUUCAAGAUUCAUCCAGAAGUUGAAAAGGCUAUCGUCUCAACUCAUGAAGCCAAGAUCCCAAUCGGUAUGUGUUGCAUUGCUCCAGUUUUGGCUGCUAAGGCUAUUCCACAAUGUUCUAUUACUUUGGGUGAUUCUGAUCCAUCUGUCACUGAACAUGCUAAGUCAUAUGGUGCUAACUGUGUUCCAAAGUCAACUUCUCAAGUUGUUGUUGACAAGGAUAACAAGUUGGUCACUACUCCAGCUUAUAUGGGUAAGAACCCAACUGCUUUUGAAGUCUUUGAUGGUAUUGGUUCUAUGGUUGAUUCCGUUAUUGAAUUGACCGGAUCAAAGAGUGAUGAAGAUGGUGAAAUCGAUUUUGGUGUUUUGGAAGAAAUUGCUGCCAAGAAGAUUGGUAUGGAUAAAUUCACUAAAAUGAAGGAACAAUUUUACGGAAAGCCACUCUCAAAGUAAAUUAUUUCGGAAUAUAAUUUAUAAACAGGGCAAUUACAAUUUUAAAAUUCAUAAUUAAUAUUUAAUUUUAUUGUUUUUUGU
Naegleria gruberi is the source of this 1004-nucleotide messenger RNA. Its product is annotated as glutamine amidotransferase domain-containing protein. The record is from RefSeq and is a predicted model, not a curated record. NCBI's taxonomy places the organism in Eukaryota, Heterolobosea, Eutetramitea, Acrasida, Naegleriidae. The transcript has a single exon. Bases 6 to 923 code for a protein of 305 amino acids.